Porites evermanni is the source of this 4855-nucleotide messenger RNA. NCBI's taxonomy places the organism in Eukaryota, Metazoa, Cnidaria, Anthozoa, Scleractinia, Poritidae. The record is from the annotation of a GenBank genome assembly.
UCUGCUCUUCUCUAGUCAAUCACUCUGGUUUAAAUAUUGACAGAUUGACAUACGGGAAGAUCGUCAAUUCGUUGUUUACCUGGAGUCAGCAUUUAGUCAGCAUUAUCACGCAGAACACGCAGCUAUCUGCAGAAGCAUAUAUGUGCUUCUGCCAGCUAUUUAUACAUCGGUCAAAAGAAGAAACAAGGUUGUCUGGCGUGUGCGUCACUAAACAAUGCUAAACUGAAACAUUUCGUGCUUCAGUGACCAUCAGACAAACUAGACUGAAUUGAGUGAAACUCUGCUGCCAGGAUCAAAGGUUUAAUCAAAACGUUCUUCGUCUAUAAAACGUCGUCAGCUCAUGUUAAGAUAAUGUCCUCUGAUGGUAUCACUAUACGAGUGUGUACAGCAGACGAUAGCGAAACAAAGGAAUUGGAAAUCCAGUCCGACAUAUCCAGCAAUUUGGAGUCCCCUUUGGAGCGAAGGCCUUCCUUUUGUCUCAACGAAGAGCAGAGAAUGUCGAAGAGCUUCCAAGAGCGCAAGAGCGACGUUGACGGAGCCAUAGAGUGGAUCGUGAAAGAAAUAGUAAGUACCACCGAGUCAAAACAAGGCCAGUUAAUCCUUUGCUGUGGCCAGUCAAUUUGUAAAAUCUAAACACUUAAGUUAAUACGUUUCGUUUUACCUUAACUUUGGAACAAUUGCGUUUAGCUACUGUUCUGCGCUUGCGUUCAGAUAAGACGAAAUGUCUUGAUUUUAGAUUGUAGCUUUUACGGUGCGCACGGAAAUUCACUUGCAAAAAAUUGGACAAUUGCUCGGCAUGAUGCAAUUAGUUUGCUUUGUUUAUUAAAACGUAGACGCGGUCGCACUUAUGAUGUACUCUUGACUGUAUAAGACGAGCCCUCGGUUAGCAAACCCUUCUCUUCGGUUAGCAACUGAAAAAUAAUGCCGCAAAAUCGACGUAAAGGAAGCUUUUUUUACAACAUAGCACCAUCCUACGUGACUAAUAUGAAAGAAGUUUUUAUUUGAUAAACGCUCUUUCAAGAGCAACUUCAAACUCAGUGACAACAGCAGCCCCACUUAUUAGCAUUCGUACAUGAACUGGAAGCUACCAGGGGGAGCAGAUAAGUUGAUUCUCAGAACUAUUUUGCCUAUUUUGUCGGGAAAGGUAGAGAUUUUUCUGGUCAAUCCAAAGCUAAAAGUGGCUGUUUAUAACUACAAGUAAUGCCUCUGCAGGAAGACCGCGUGUGCGAUGUUGAUGCGUAAAUCCGGUUAUUUGUUUUUAAAAACCACACGGAGCGGAAGAGGAACCCUUCCCGAGAAUUUUGUAAUGCUAGCUAUCUUCAGAGAGGACUAUCUUGCCUAAAUCCCGAAAGAAUGGUCACAGCUCAACUCAAAUUAGAAAAAAGAAUAAAUUGGCUAAGUCACGUGCGUGAAUUCAAUUCAGCUUAUCAGUUUUACAACAACUUUGCUUUGUUCAGAGGAGAUGGGUAGGCUUCGGGUAGAUCAUCCUUAAACAUUCGAAACAGGUUCUAGAGGAAUUUUGUUUUCAGAGUGAUAGAAAAAGGGCAAUUUUUUAUCCCCGUUCUGUCCUGAAACUUUUGUGUUUUUCAGUAUUACGUAACUUGUUUUAGGAAACGUUUACGAUCGUUCUGGGUCAGCUAUUCCUGCUGCGUGUUAUAUGCCGGUGUGCGUGUCUAGGGUUGCAAAUACUACAACCCUGGAGCUAUGUGACUGAUAAAACGGGUGUAAAGAUGUGUAAAGUGCCAGCGCAGGGGUGCAAAGUGGCGCACGCAAUCUCACUUCUUUCGUAACAAAAGUCUCCUCUGCAUUUAAAAAAUUAUUACUUAAAAAAUAAAAUAAACUUUCCAGGGCUUGUUUACCUUUCGUUGUUUUUUUUCUUGCUUCAGCAUCUGAAAUAUUUCUAAGUCUGAAGUCCCGCCCUCUCUAUCAACUGCUGGGCUUCUGUGCGUGCAGCCUUAACACGGUUGCCAAUCGGCAGUUUCGCGGAACUUAACUGAGUCGGAAAUAACAAAGUUCAGCUAAUUGUUUUCAUUUAAAUGACUUGAUUUUUCAACCCUGGAAAGCUCCCAUUUGCUUUUGGAAAAGGACUUGGGAUAAUUCUAAUAUCAAGCAAUGAGCAUUCAUGCACGAGUAUAGUCUUGUAGUGCAAUAGUAUUUUUUGAGGGAUUUUACCACAGAUUAAGCACUUAGAAGCUUCUCGUGGAUUAUAAUAAAUAUUAUUACCAACAAAAUACGGCUUCAUAGUCUUCACUGCCCAAUAUCCCAGACAGAUUGGAUACAGCCGACUGACAAGCUAGAAAUCUAAAAGCAACUUGUGACUUAUUUAGUCCACAGAGCAACAACAAUAGAACCUUUUGUUGGAACACAGUGAUAAUUUAUACAGAAAAUACCAGUCCAUAGGCUUCAUUGGAGUUAAAAGACCAUUCCUCAUAGUCUGUUGCGUCCUCUACUUGAGCAAUUUUUGUUUGACCGUGAACAACAAACGAUUAAGAUUAUUAGAAUCUGCUUGGUUGAUCGAACAGAUACGGCCUUUUGUUGUGAAAGCGAAAACGCAACUCAUUCGCUGCUGAACAAAGAUUUCAGAGCAAAUUUUACAGCUGUAAGUUAAUUCGAUAUUGUCAGGAAGGAUAUUAUCCUUUAAUUUUUACGAACUGUUCAAUUAAGGAUUAAUUUGGAUAGUUUGAGAUGGGGCUUUCCUUUACUUAUGCUGUCGGCUCCCGAUAACUCGAACCUUUGAGGGAAAUUGAAAAAAGUUCGAGUUACCGAGAGCUCGAAGAAAACAGCCGGAAGUAAGGUAAAAAGAGUUUUUGACUAUACAGUGUACAUUUUACUGACAUUCAUUGUAGAAAUGUUAUGAGAAAAUUCAAAGAUACCUUUAGAUUAUAAAUCAGAACGUACCGUAACAAAACAGAGCGUGCAUUAUACUGUUUUGAGAAGUAAAGCUGUUUCACGUUUGAUUUGUGACAAACAACAUCAGCCUCAACCAAGAGAGAAUGAGAUCAUUCUCUCUUGCCUCAACUAAUAAACAAAAUGUCUACAACACGUCAAUGGGACUUCAAAAUCCAAUGUUUCGGACGCCAGUACACUGGUUUUUCCCGGCUUUUUAAGGGCUCAAAACAUGAUUCGAGUUAUGGAGGGUAAAAUUAUAUAGAAAUGAUCUGAGGGGAAACAAAAAUUACUUCGAGUUAGCGGAAGGUUUGAGUUUUCGAGGGUAAAAUAACAGUAAACGUAUGAAGGAAAUCCAGGGGGAAAUCGAUUUUAGUUCUAGUUAGUUAGCAAUGGUUCGAGUAAGUUAACCUGAGAUCAAGCCCAAUUUUAGCUGUUCUCAUACAUUCUCUCUAACAGUUCCCCGCAGGAAUGUAAUUUUCAAAGCGAAACGAAAAUAGAGCCUGAUCUCAGGUUACGAGUUAGUGGAAGUCAACUGAAAGUAGUUUCAUAACUUGGGGAGCCAGAAACGGAGCAGUUGAUUGGAAAUCAAACAAAUGGCGAACAAUUACAUAAAGCAGUUUUCAAGGUUAAACCAACAUGGCUCUUAUCAGUUACAAGCGUUUUUUUGUCUUUGUUUUUACUCCUACAGAAAUCUUUGCAACAGCAAGACCAGGAUCUAAUGAAACAGUUCGUCAAGCUGCGAGGCGUCCUCAACUCUAUCAAGGACCGACCAGAGGACCCACCGCAGUUUGAUCGUAAAAUAAGUCUUCCCGAGCACUACCAUUGGUCCCCUGUGUUUUUGGAUUAUUCCAUUACCGAAGAUUCUCCGACGACAUUCCACAGAGACGAGGUCUCUCCGGGACUAAGACGAAGAGCACACUCGGAUUUUGCGGGAACAGUAUCUCAUUAUCCUCUGUCUAAGCUGGUUUACGACGACGGCUUUGGCAGCGAGGAACGAUUUGAGAACUUUUUAAUAUGACGAAACGAAAAAAAGUAACUCAGAUUUUUCUUGGCUUUGUAAUAUACGCUACACAAACGAUAAAAGUGCCAUAAUGUUUCGUUAAUAGAACAUUGCUUAUGACGAACGAAAACAAAGGGGUUUCCUAAUUAGUAUAUAAUUACAAAAGUUUAUAGAUUAAAAAAGAUUCACUUCCGAUCUGUACAGCGACAUGGCUAGGAUUUAAAUAGAAGUAUUGUAAAGAAAUCACAUUUGCCGACGAAAAUAUACAACCAAAUAGAAUAUUGUCUUACACCACGCCCAUCUGCCCAUCUUCAUACAGUACUGGAGUAUGGCUAAGAGAUAAAACGUAUGCCGGGGCCACUUAUUUAAACCGACUUUAGCCAGUAUUUAACAAAACCGCGUUCUAAGCCAUUUACAGUUUGCCGAACGCUUUUAUGUAAAUACCGAUUAUCGUGAACGGUUUCAUAAAAGUAUAUGGCGUAGACAAGAAAAGCAUUUUUCUUGAAAACCCACUACGGAAGAGAUCUGGAGAUCCAAAGACUUCCUAAAUCGCGGUAUAAGUUAGACCUCGUUUAAAUAACCGACCCUGUAGGUAUUAAACUCACGUUUUUGUGAUUAGGAUAAACGAUUCUGGCAACCUGAAUCUCCAUUGCAUAUCGCCGGCGUUUUACUGCAAUGGGUCAGCCAUUAGUUAAGGCUAUUCGAGAUAUUUUGAAUAACCCUUUUCUGACCAGAUGACAGUUUUCCCUAACCUUCCACAUAGUCUGACUAGGGAGGGCGUGGCUUUCCCGUGCGGUCCAUUAUAGACAAUACACCCACCCCUUCCCAUCCACCUGGGCAUCUCAUAUUCAUUUCCAUAUUAGUGCAUUUAACCAUUCAUUUCCCAUUCAAGCAGAGAGUAAAAGAUCUGUUACUAAAAUAGAGGCAGUUGAUAAAAGUUGAAAUAAAAGAGUUUUAGUCAAGCCA